Molecule: messenger RNA, 570 nt
Organism: Coniosporium apollinis CBS 100218
Lineage: Eukaryota; Fungi; Ascomycota; Dothideomycetes
Exons: 3
Coding region: 1-570 (189 amino acids)
Cellular component (GO): mitochondrion
Source: RefSeq, a predicted model, not a curated record
AUGCAGCCCCUCCGACGGACCGCCGUGUCCUCCUUCCGCAAAGCGAGACCCUCUCUACGCCAGCAGCCAAAGCGAUACGCGCACGAUUCCCACGGCCAUCCCGCUCACGAUACCCACCACGGCCCCGUAGAAGAGCGCUUCGGCAAAGGCUUCUACAUCACCAUUGGCUCGAUUCCGGCCGGAUUCGCGCUGUACAAGUUCAGCCGCAUGAACACGGACGAGCAGCCCCGGUUCACGCGGUAUAUCAACUCGUGGUCGUACUACAAGACUCGCUGGGCGGAGCGGAAUGAUCUGCAUACGAGGAUGAUUGAGCAGGCGGCGGCGGAUAGGAACUUGUUUCUCAACUCGAGGGGGAGCGCGCAUGUGGAUUUGAGGUUUCCUGAAAUCUUCAACACCGGCUCACCGUGGAACAUCCAAGCGGGCCAGACCGCAAACAUGGACAAGCUGAUUGCGCACUACGAGAAGCAGAGCUUCGAGGCGCAGGAGAAGCAGAUGAAGGAUUUGCAGGAGGGAAAGCUGCUUGCAGAGCAGACGCCAAAGAGGAUCGGGAAGAACCCGCCGAGCCCGUGA